AUGCUGAAAACAUCAGACCUGCUCCUUCUCCUCUGUCUUGUCGGGGCUUCAAGCGCCCUGUACAAACAGUGGAUUCCUGACACCAACUAUGAGAACAAGACCAACUGGGACAAAGGUGACGUCCCGUGCGGCAGCGACACAGUUCAGUUUCCAGCUCAGAGGAAAGUGUCUGUGUUUGUGGAGACGUCACACGCUGUGCGGGAGAUGAGGCUUCCAGUCGAUGGGGAGUUCAUCCUGAACUCUGGAGCUGGGUUUUAUGUCGUCAGCGGACAAGAUCCAGGGUGUGGGCCGGGUGUUCCAGCCAAGUUUAAAGAUUCAGAGUCUCUUGAAUGGUUCGACCCAGCUCUCUGGCAAGCGGCUGCAACCCUGGAUGACCUGCAGAAAGGACAAGUCUUAUUCUCCGUUCACGAGGAGAGCGUCCCAUGCCAGCAUGACGAUGUGGUUUUCAAAGAACUCUCCUCCUUCAGGGUGCACACCACCAGCACGAGUCAGGCUAGCAUUCCUGUCAAAUCUGUGUCAGUGCUUGGAAAGAAGUUUGUGAGCAAUUCUGAGUUCUCGCAGUAUCUCGGCUCACGCUCAGGCCGCCUGCAGUUUCACGGGUCUUCUCCAGUCACUGUUGGAAACUCAGGAUGUGGGGAUCCUACCGGCUGUGAUUGUGGGAACUCUGCAAACCACAAGCAGAUCUGUCGCGCUGUUAAAUGUGGAUCUCUGAGCUGCAAGACGCCCCUCUCCCCCGUCGGACACUGCUGUGAUGUAUGUGGUGCGAUUAUCACCGUCAAGUUUUCCACGACUUUCAACUUACAGAACUACAGGCAGCGGAUCCAUCACCUAUUUCUCAUCAAUCCUGAAUACAAAUCCAUCCAGCUGGGCAUGUCCAAAGUCUUCAAGUCGCAGAAAUUGAUAGGGAUCAUCCCUUUUGGUACCACGCCUGAGAUCCAGGUGGUUGUCUUGGAUGGAGACAAGGGAACACUGGCAGAAAGUCUGGCCUGGGACAUCGUGCAGGAUGCUCGUACUCAAGGCGCCACCAUCGGAAUCACCGGGGCUGAAUUUCAAGCCUCCUCUGGGGGCAGCAGCCAGUCGGGCAGCAAUGCUGGGGUUGUUGUUGGAGCAGUGUUUGGGGUUUUAAUUUUGAUCUCACUUGUUGUUGUUUUGGUUGUUUUAGUUCGUAGAGGGUUUGUUCAUUUGCCACAGAUGCCUUCGAUGCCCUCGAUGCCUUCAAUGCCUUCAAUGCCUUCUAUGCCAUCGAUGCCUUCAAUGCCAUCUCUGAGCAGAUUCAAGAGAAACAGUGACAUUGGAGAGCUCGGCGGAGCUAUUGACCACGGCUAUGACAAUCCCAUGUUCGACAGGCCCCACCUGAUGCCUGAAAUCCCCGGUCUGUAUGGAAAUGGAGCAAAUUCUCCAAUCUCAAUGACCCAGACAGGUGUGCACUUUGUGAAUCCAGCUUAUGAUGAGAAUGAAACGGAUUUUAAUGCCUGA
Molecule: messenger RNA, 1476 nt
Organism: Xyrichtys novacula (pearly razorfish)
Lineage: Eukaryota; Metazoa; Chordata; Actinopteri; Labriformes; Labridae
Source: the annotation of a GenBank genome assembly